Molecule: messenger RNA, 3562 nt
Organism: Alexandromys fortis (reed vole)
Lineage: Eukaryota; Metazoa; Chordata; Mammalia; Rodentia; Cricetidae
Gene: Cpsf7
Product: cleavage and polyadenylation specific factor 7
Exons: 9
Coding region: 1-1683 (560 amino acids)
Biological process (GO): mRNA alternative polyadenylation
Cellular component (GO): mRNA cleavage and polyadenylation specificity factor complex
Molecular function (GO): mRNA binding
Source: RefSeq, a predicted model, not a curated record
AUGUCUCCCUACAGCACCGGAAACUCCCUACAGCUUCCGGGAACUCCCGGCGGGCAGUCUGCGGAUUUCACCAGUGGAGGUGGCCCUCGAGCCGGAAGACGCGUCCCAGCGUAUGGCGGAAGUAGCGGUGCGUGUGACGCCGCCGGCGGGGGGGGCGGGACCUGGGGCGGAGAGCGGUUCGCGCGCUUCGGGCCUAGUCGGGACUCUCCGCGGCCGCCGCCAUAUUCCCGUGGCAUCUUUCUUACUUUGUCCGUUCUCCGGGCUCGAGAGCGUAUUUCCGGAGCCAUGUCAGAAGGAGUGGACUUGAUUGAUAUAUACGCUGAUGAAGAGUUCAACCAGGACUCGGAGUUCAACAAUACAGAUCAGAUUGACCUGUAUGAUGAUGUGUUGACGGCUACCUCACAGCCUUCAGAUGACAGAAGCAGUAGCACUGAACCACCCCCUCCUGUUCGCCAGGAGCCAACUCCCAAACCAAACAACAAGACCCCUGCAAUCCUGUAUACAUAUAGUGGCCUGCGGAGUAGACGAGCAGCUGUCUAUGUAGGCAGCUUCUCCUGGUGGACUACAGACCAACAGCUGAUCCAGGUUAUUCGCUCUAUAGGAGUCUAUGAUGUGGUGGAAUUGAAAUUUGCAGAGAACCGUGCAAAUGGCCAGUCUAAAGGGUAUGCUGAGGUGGUGGUAGCCUCUGAAAAUUCUGUCCAUAAAUUGCUGGAACUCUUGCCAGGAAAAGUUCUUAAUGGAGAAAAAGUGGAUGUGAGGCCGGCCACCCGGCAGAACUUAUCACAGUUUGAGGCGCAGGCUCGGAAACGUGAGUGCGUCCGAGUCCCAAGAGGGGGAAUACCUCCACGGGCCCACUCCAGAGAUUCUAGUGAUUCCGCUGAUGGACGGGCAACUCCCUCUGAGAACCUUGUACCCUCAUCUGCUCGUGUGGAUAAGCCCCCCAGCGUGUUGCCCUACUUUAACCGUCCUCCUUCAGCCCUUCCCCUGAUGGGUCUGCCCCCACCCCCAAUUCCACCCCCACCACCUCUCUCCUCAAGCUUUGGUGUCCCUCCUCCUCCUCCUGGUAUCCACUACCAGCAUCUCAUGCCUCCCCCUCCUCGAUUACCUCCUCAUCUGGCUGUACCUCCCCCUGGGGCCAUUCCACCAGCCCUUCACCUCAAUCCAGCCUUCUUCCCCCCACCAAAUGCUACAGUGGGGCCUCCACCAGAUACUUACAUGAAGGCCUCUACACCCUAUAACCACCAUGGCAGCCGAGAUUCAGGCCCUCCACCCUCUACAGUGAGUGAAGCUGAAUUUGAAGAAAUAAUGAAGCGAAACAGAGCAAUUUCCAGCAGUGCCAUUUCCAAAGCAGUGUCUGGAGCCAGUGCAGGGGAUUACAGUGAUGCCAUUGAGACACUACUCACAGCCAUUGCAGUUAUCAAACAGUCCCGAGUCGCCAAUGAUGAGCGUUGCCGUGUCCUCAUAUCCUCUCUUAAAGACUGUCUUCAUGGCAUAGAGGCCAAGUCGUACAGUGUGGGUGCCAGUGGAAGCUCUUCCAGGAGUCUGGGUGGAAGCAAAUUGUUUUUAAUGGACUUGCAUCUCCUCACCUUGAUCAGGACUAAAGGACGGAGGCCGCUCCACCCCUUUCCCCUCUUCCAAACCCCUAACUUCCUCCAGGCAAUACCCUCUGCCCUACAGGAUUGAAGAUGGCUUGGCAGCCCUCCCAAUCCCACACCUCCUGUUUGCCAGAAGGGGAAGAACCUAAAGACUUUAUGGGGUAGGAAAUGGGGGCAGACAGGAAGACAGCAAUGUGUCCAGCCCCUAGUCUCCAUAGAGAAUGGUGCUUUGUCCAAGGAAACCUGAGUUUCUGAUUCCCCAGGAGCAGUCAAUGGUGAGAUUACUGAGAAAACUUCCUUCCCAGAGAAAACGGAUCCUCUUUGUGGGAUCUUAGAAGAAUGACUGGGUGUGCCAAAAAUACCUAAGGGUUCUGCCCUCGGUACUAGAUUUGGUGGGGGCAAGAGGGUCCAAACCCUGCUAACAUACCACUUCUUUGUUCAACUCUUUACCUUUGUAGCCCUUUGAGGAGGGACCAUGAGAACAGAAACUACCUUGUGACAAGCUGCUGUUCUAGGUUUUCUCUCUCACGUAUUGAUGGUUUAUUUCCCUGGCCUUCUAGAGGGCUAAAUCCUUUUGACUCCUUGCUAUCUGAUUCCUCAGUGGACUUGCCCCUCGAAAGCAAAACCCAGGAGGUUGCUUUCUCCUGGAAGCCUAGCCAAGCCAAUUACCACCAUUUACUGCUUCAGGCUCAGUUGUCUGUUGCAAUAACCAGCUCUUAGGUGUUCCCUUUCCCUGGGGCUUUCCAUUUAACAUGGAUUCCUUCCCCCAAGAAGGCUUCUUCCUUGUUUUAGAGGAAGGUACUGCCUUUGGGACAUAGGGAUGUCAUGGGACCUCAGUAAUGAGGACCCCUAGUUACGUACCAGGAGUGUGGGGAAGAAAGCAAUUUGAGCAGGAUGUGGCCUACUUGCAUGGGCUCUUCUUUUUCAGGUUUGAUGUAAGCAUGGGCUUGCAUCCCCACGGUACAUUCUUUGACUUAUUGUGGGAUUACUCAGCACUAAUAGGCAGGUAAAGUCACAGAUGUGGUGUUUUGUGUUUUUUCCCCCCCUUUGGCUAUAAUACUCCCCCCCACUUGGCCUGGAGGUGCUUCCUGCCUUUGACAAAGAACAGAGAAGAAGUGAAGCCUGAUUUAAGUGAACUCAGCUCAGAGUUCUAAGGACCAGCACACGGGUGACUAUUUUCUGCACAGGCAGAUGGAAUUGCUUUUCUCAGCAUCCAAAUUGUGAUAGGUUGCUCCUGCAGGAGGUAGCCACAGUCCUGGAGUACCAUAGGGUGAUGUUCCUUCUGCAUGCAUCUGCAGGGUCUAUGACAUCUAAUGUGAAAAGAGAUGUGGCAUGUGAGAUCAGACUAGGUGUAUGAGGCAGGGGGUCAUUGGAGACCCAGUAGACUCAGAGGAGAGAAACUGAAUUGGAUCCUUCCUCUCUUUGCAGCACACUUCAGUCACUGAGGGAGUAUCCCCUAGGGUUUGAGAGGCUCAUUCACUUGGGACAGAGGCUACAAGUUGUAGCUUAUCUUCCUGCCUCCCAAGCCGAUCCUUAUUCCACUUCAGAACAUGGCUGGCACCCUGCCCAAUUGGCUAAGUGUUAAGUGAUGUGCUUAUUCUUGAAAGCAGUGUGGGGUGUCUUUUUAAAAUGUAGAGAAAACCAAGUAAACUGACAGUUAAGGAAAAACAAUAUAUAAAAUAUCAGAAAAGCUGUUUACCUGGAGAAUUAUUUUCUCCCCGUUUUUUUUGUUUUUACUCAAUGACAGAAUUUUUAGUUUUAUUCCUCAUAGCAAAGGGAGAAAAAAAAAAUCCCAGCCCUCAAAAGGUCAAGGCCCCGUCCCCCUGUUGUCAGUGAUUUGUUUGUCUUUCUGAUAGGUUGAAAAUUGUGUAAUAAACUUGAUGACGAUGUCAAUCUUUUAUACUGCAUUGUAUUUUUUUCCUUUUGUAACAAAAUAUUUUUAAAUAAUAAAUGGGGUGUGAGCUGUU